CAUCUGUCAGUUUUCGUGAAUAAGCUGUUUUCGGUGCCGCAUUUGGAGCAAGCUGGUUUGGUGUCUCGGAAAUAGUGCGUUUUAAACCCGAAAUAACCCGAUAAAUCGGUCCCCCAGUUACGGUCCACCCGGUCCAGGAUGGCCUCCGAACGUUACAGCUUCUCGCUGACCACUUUCAGCCCUUCCGGGAAGCUGGUCCAGAUCGAGUAUGCUCUUGCCGCGGUAUCGGCCGGCGCACCGUCGGUCGGGAUUAAGGCCUCGAACGGAGUCGUGAUCGCGACGGAGAACAAGCAGAAGUCGAUCCUGUACGACGAGCACAGCGUCCACAAGGUCGAGAUGGUUACGAACCACAUCGGAAUGAUCUACUCCGGCAUGGGUCCUGACUAUCGGCUACUGGUCAAGCAGGCCCGCAAGAUUGCCCAGAACUACUUCCUGACGUACCGCGAGCCGAUUCCGACGUCGCAGCUGGUGCAGAAGAUCGCCACCGUGAUGCAGGAGUACACCCAGUCGGGUGGCGUUCGUCCAUUCGGAGUUUCGCUGCUGAUUUGCGGCUGGGACGAAGAUCGUCCGUAUCUGUUCCAGUGCGAUCCGUCCGGGGCGUACUUUGCCUGGAAGGCCACCGCCAUGGGCAAGAACGCCAUCAACGGAAAGACCUUCCUGGAGAAGCGCUACAGCGAGGACCUGGAGCUGGACGAUGCCGUCCACACGGCGAUCCUGACGCUCAAGGAGGGCUUCGAGGGCCAGAUGAACGCGGACAACAUCGAGGUGGGAAUCUGUGAUGCGAACGGGUUCCGCCGGCUGGACCCGUCCGACGUCAAGGACUAUCUGGCCAACAUCCCGUAAAUGUGGCAAGGUUUAGGCUUAACAUACAACGCAUUCAUUAUUUUUUUGCUCUGAAUGAUUAAAAUAGGUGAUCUUUUGCACUUGGUAUUCAAUAAACUCUUGGAAGAUUAAUACAUAAA
Molecule: messenger RNA, 962 nt
Organism: Culex quinquefasciatus (southern house mosquito)
Lineage: Eukaryota; Metazoa; Arthropoda; Insecta; Diptera; Culicidae
Gene: Prosalpha2
Product: proteasome subunit alpha type-2
Exons: 3
Coding region: 139-843 (234 amino acids)
Biological process (GO): ubiquitin-dependent protein catabolic process
Cellular component (GO): proteasome core complex, alpha-subunit complex; proteasome core complex
Source: RefSeq, a predicted model, not a curated record